This is a messenger RNA of Scatophagus argus, 2172 nucleotides long. RefSeq names its product keratinocyte differentiation factor 1a (gene kdf1a). The transcript has 4 exons. Lineage: Eukaryota; Metazoa; Chordata; Actinopteri; Scatophagidae. The record is from RefSeq and is a predicted model, not a curated record. The coding region runs from base 368 to 1573 and encodes 401 amino acids. Gene Ontology annotation, cellular component: cell junction. Gene Ontology annotation, biological process: regulation of epidermal cell division; keratinocyte development.
GAUAUGACGUCACGACUCACCUGUGGGUGGGUGUAGAAUUUGGGAUUAGCUGUAGCCGCAGGUAAUAGCCAAACAUUGGAAGACUGUCGGCUACACAAGACAGACUUUUACAAAAAAGGAGACGACAGGAAUGAGCUGAGUUGUGUUAUUCGGUCGAAGCGCCCGACUUGAGGUUUGCAAGUUUUUUGUCGUGUAGGUAAAAAUCACCUGGAAGUGUGUGGGCGGUCGAAGUCUUUCUUUCUGUGUUUGAGGCGCUAGCAGAAGUUUUCUCUCUGAGACUUCCGCGGUUUGCUCGCUGAACAAGUUAUCUGGGAUAAAAGACAACCACCAAGUGUUUCCUCCUAUGCGGUCCCAGGCAAUUUGAGCCAUGCCUGGCCACAGCACAGGGGCUCCACAGACGUCCCGCCACCACAAACACCACAGCUCCAGUACCAGAGCAGAAAAGUACAGACAGACCCGGACUAUAUCCAGGGAGAGCGCAGCCAGCCAGGACUCUUACAAAGACCCUCAUGGGGAACAUCUGCACGAGCACCGCACGGACCACUCCCGGUAUUCAGAGAACAAGUACAGUCGCAGCAGAAGCCACCCACGAAAUGGAACAGGACGGGGCUCUGAGACUAUAGGAUUUAUUCCUGGGUCAGCAGACAGCACACCUAACAGCAGGCACGCCUGUGGCUCCUGUGCCUCCAUGGGCUGGAGUGGUUGUAAGGCUCUUAUCUGCUGUGUACUGACCUGUGGAUUUUAUGGCAGCCGAGAGCCUUGCCUACCCGUUAACGAGAGCUGCACAGACCAUCCCCCUAAAGCAGGUAGCGAGCCUCACCCUCCUAAUGGCAUGGCUGUGACCAACCCCACUUGCGGCAUCCCUGUGGAGUCCAGCAAGUCUACCAGACACUCUAAAUUGCCCACCAGCGACAGCUUUCGCUACCCGGAUGUGCGCAUCGCGGGUCAAACAGUAAGGUAUCCAGUUGCUGCCCCCAAACGGACCCGUACACCUGGCAAAGGGGAAAGUCAGCGGCCUGUCAGCAACACCAGCCUGUUAUCCCGUGAGGACUAUGACUUAGAUGACCUGAGUGACACAGGCACAGAUAUUGACUCUCUUAUCACCAAGAAGCUGCUGGAGCUUUAUGCCCUGCACCAGAUCGACCAACUAGCCAAGUGCACCUCUGACUCCUCUUUCUCCCGCAAGACCAAUGAGAUCAGCGAGCUCAUCUACAGCAUUGCUCAGGACUACAACCUGGAGGAGCAGGAGGCUGAGUGCAAGCUGGUGCACGGAGUUAUCCGCAUCAGCACGAGGAAGGGCAAGAGAAACAAGAGCCAUCAGUCAGCAGGACAGCGUCCGAAUGGGAGGAGUGACGGGACUCUGCCCGACAGCGGCAACGAGACCAUGACCAACACUUUCAUGAGCAGUGACUUUCCAGAGGUGAAAGUCUCGGAGCAGACGCCAUCGGAUGAGCUUGCGAGGAAGAUGAGACAUUACAGCGGGAGAACGUACUCCUCCAGCACUGCCACCGCCUACUCACCUUACCAUCAUGACACUGAAACAGACUCCUCAGGCGCUCCCCUGCUUCUCUGAAGGCCAACACUGAAACAAGAGUACCCACACUGACAGUGAUGUAGCCAGAUAGAUGGACAACGUUCUUGGGGGUUUUUUUUUGUUUACUUUUGUUUUUGUUUUGCUUUGCUGUUACUCACUGGAGCACCUUUUCUCCUGAGCCGUUGUAUUUGUCCUUGUAGCGGUCAGGCCAGUUUGCCUUUGGAGUUUCAUUUAAAUUCAUGGACUUUUAUCUUUGCAGAUGACCAGCUGAAACUUUUUUUAUCACAGGGAGAGACAGUGCAAGUUUUAUGUAUUUGUAUGCAGUGUUUAAAGUUAAACACACACGUGCAGUUUAAGCAGUUAGGCCAGAAGAUAGAGACUGAUGGUAGAACAUAACCGUCCUCAUUCUUGUCUUUGUGAUUGUUUAUGCAAGCCAUUGUGCAUGCACUGUAAGGGGUUAUUAACUCCUGCCAUUUAGACUCCUUACAAGUGUGUUUUGACCUGAAAACUUUGUGAAGCCAUAUUUUGAUGUAGAUUUUUAAAUCAAUGUUACUUAAUGGGUUGUUAAACCAUUUGUCCAUGUGUUUUUUAUUCACAGGAAAGUCUUUUUUUUAACAAAAUAAAAAUCUCCAUGCUUG